This is a messenger RNA of Rhodamnia argentea, 1590 nucleotides long. RefSeq lists its product as uncharacterized. Lineage: Eukaryota; Viridiplantae; Streptophyta; Magnoliopsida; Myrtales; Myrtaceae. The record is from RefSeq and is a predicted model, not a curated record. The coding region runs from base 211 to 1524 and encodes 437 amino acids. The transcript is spliced from 7 exons.
UGCACCUACAUCCUCUGCUUCUCACAAACUUGACCGCAGAAUUCGAUGCUCUUCUCCAAUGUCAAGAAUCAACCCUCUGGUGGGUCCCUCUGUUCGGACGCUACGAUGCAGCCGCUGCCGGCUUCGCUAGAGCAACCGAGUCAUGAAAGUGAAACAUGCCGCAGCACUUCGGUAAGGCUUUUAUAGCGGAGACAGAGGAAGGCUUUUUUCAUGGGUUUGUCCUCUGUUUCAGCGUCCAAAGCGAAGGUCUCCCUGAGACGAUACAGUCGCCGAAUCAUGCGCUCCAAGAAGUUCCAGCGGUAUCGAUUCUUCAUGGUGCUCUUGUUGGUCGUGAUUCUCUGGCAACGGUCCAACGCGGCUCUCGGCUCCUGGAAGGGCUCGUUCAGAAAGCCUGCCGGAGGCGUAAGCAGCAAAGUGGCUGGAUAUGUUUUACCAGCCGGCCAAGCCAGCCAGGACGAAUCAGAUAAACAGAGGUCCGAGAUGGCCUGGCUGGUGUUGAAUUCGAGCGGCGGUGAGAUCGCGGCUGGUGAGAACUGUUCGGCGGCACCACUGUCCGGGACUUGCCAAGUGAAGAACUUGACUGCAUGCGUCCGUCAGCAUGGUGCAGGAAAUGGUACGAACGAAACGUUUCUUUUCAUCUGGAAUGCCGGAGAGACUCCUCUGAAGAUGAACGUGACAUUCUUGCCUGCUAAUAUCACUCCCGGAGAAAUUCAAGUGGCGAAACAAGAAAAGAUUAAUAUCACCGCGUAUGUCGGAGGUAAUUCUUCAAUCGUGUUGGAUGGAGGAGAAGGGCAUUGUGUCAUGGACAUGGCCUUUCUUUUGCCCUUUGCCCCUUCAAUUACAUCUGGAUCAGAUAACAGGAGCUCCCAGGUUGGUUCGACCCCCGAUACCCCAUCGGCGUCGAAUGUGCCCGGAGUAGUCGCUGCUGGAAAGUGCUUGUUGCCCUCCAAGAGUUGCCAAGUGAAGAACUUGACUGCCUGCCUCCAUUACAAUCGCAACGCUACAAUGGAAACUCUACUUUUAGUCCAGAAUGGUGGAGAGAUUCCUCUGAGAGUGAACAUCACUUUGUUGCCGGCUAACAUCACUCUGGACAAGGUCGAACUACCCGACCAACAAUGGAAGAUGGUAAAUGUGACAGACAAAUUCGGCGCAAAUUCUUCAAUACUAUUGACUGCUGCUGAUUGGGAUUGUGUGGUGGAACUGGUCUCAGAAAGCAACUCUCCGAAGCAGUUCUCUUCUCAUGUAAGUGUCGUGCUUUUCCUUUCGGGAAUCGUGAUUCUGGCGUCGGCAACGGCGUAUUGGAAGCUGCGGGCGGCCGUGCGUAGGGUGGACGGAACACCAUACGAACAGCUCGAGAUGGGCAUGGGAAGUGCGGACUCCAUCAGAGGAAGAACAUUCAAAACAGCAGGAGAAGGUUGGGAUCAAAGUUGGGGCGAUGAUGAAUGGGAGGAAGUGAAGGCAGUGAAGUCACCAAGUAGUGUGCAAAAGGGGAAUCUCAUUGUAAACGGCAUUAAGGAUGAUUAGGGGAAUGGUUUUAUUAAUUCUGUCCUAUGAUCAUGACUUUGAUCUAUGAUUGGGCUUUACAGAAGU